Molecule: messenger RNA, 5672 nt
Organism: Dromaius novaehollandiae (emu)
Lineage: Eukaryota; Metazoa; Chordata; Aves; Casuariiformes; Dromaiidae
Product: PHD finger protein 7-like
Exons: 11
Coding region: 212-1414 (400 amino acids)
Cellular component (GO): nucleus
Source: RefSeq, a predicted model, not a curated record
UGGAAAACAUAAGAAAAAAAGACACUGUGAAGAAAACAAUGAGCACGAACAACAACAAAGCCGCAAGUCACCCAAGAGGGAGGAAAAGGCAAGGGACCCUGGAUGCUGGCACCUCUCUGCAGAGCUGUCAGAGCAGUGUCUGGAGGAGAAACCCCGUCACGUCUGUGGCCAGGGCUCUCCAGAGCGCUUCACUGACCGCCCCGCAUCCAGGAUGAAGAGGAAGGCGCCUGACUCCAGCGAGAAGGCGUGCAUGCUGUGCCGCCGGGCAGAUGUCAGCGCUGAGGUCUGCGGGCCGACGCACAGGGAGCAGGGGCUGUGCGUCCACGAGUUCUGCUUGUAUCUCGCCAGCGGGCUGGAGCAGCGCAGGACCGAGCGGGAAGGGAUCUGCGGAUUCCUUCCUGCAGACAUCAAAAAAACAAUAAAGAAGGCAGCCCGGAAGAGCUGCUUUGCUUGCGGCGAGCAUGGCGCUGCGAUCGACUGCCAGGGGAAGGAUUGCAGCCGCAGCUUCCACCUCCCCUGCGCCUCCAGCAACGGCUGCGUCACGCAGUUUUUCAAGGCCUACAGGUCCUUCUGCUCGGAGCACCGCCCGGAGCAGGCGGUGCCGGUACGCCCAGACGAAGAAACCACCUGCAUCAUUUGCAUGGAGCGGGUGGACGAGAAGCUAUCGUUCGGCACUAUGGUGUGCCCAGCGUGCCGAGGGGCCUGGUUUCACCGGGGCUGCAUCCAGGGGCAGGCUAGCCGCGCUGGCCGGGAGUGCUUCCGGUGCCCCCAGUGCAAGAAUAAGAGAAAAUUCCUGCCGGAAAUGUUAAAAAUGGGGAUCUACGUCCUAUUCAGACCACCAGCCUGGGAGGAGACGGGGCAGUACGAGGAGCUCUACGAGAGGCACAGCCAGUGUGAUGCCGGCCAGUGCCUCUAUCGAGAGGGCAGGCAGCAGGCGCAGGAAAGCGGGCCGUGGGAGCUGCUCUUAUGCUCCUCGUGUGCAUCCAGAGGGACGCAUCGACACUGCUCGGCGGUGGGAGCAGCGGUGGAGGCCUGGGAAUGCGAUGGCUGUGCCGGCAUAGGCCCCGCCCCCAGCGCACCGCCAGAGCCGUCCGCUCCCAGCACCAGCAGCAAGCCAGGAGCAGAGGCGUCCUCCAGCCCUGCUGCCCCCGCCAGCGCAGAGCCGGACCUGGCCAGCUCCAGCACCAGCAGCAAGCCAGGAGCAGAGGCGUCCUCCAGCUCUGCUGCCCCUGCCAGCUCAAAGCCCGACCUGGCCGGCUCCAUCACCAGCACCAGCAGCCAGGAUGAAUCCGAGGCAUCCUCCAGCUCGGCUACACCCGCGACCUCGGAGUCAGACCUGGUCAGCUCCCAAGCCGGCAGCCAGGAGGAAUCAGGAGCUGAGGAGCCAGGGAAAUCAUGGGCUUCCUUUGCGUGACAAGAACAGUUCAGAUCGCUGGUCACCUGUGCAGCACCCUGGCCUUUCGGCCAUGCAGCCUGGGCUCUCCUGGCCACAGGUGCUUGGAUGGAGCCUCUUGGGCACCUCGGGCACAUCAGUCCGCUCUCAGGGUGGCCCACAGCCCCAGAGCCCAGGGCGAACAGGCGUCCCAGACACAGCCCUUCGCGGUGGAGCACAGGAGAAUCUAUGAGCGUUAAGGAUGAAUUAUUGAAAGGAAAAAUAACGACACCAAAAACAUUUCUGGAGGCUACAGGGGACUUUUUACCUCUGCCACACACCACAGAAACCCAAGUCUCUAUACAGCAGACGCAAAGAAAGGGGAAGGUUUGUACACGAAGUUGGAGAUAUCUGUUCCAAAACAGGGGGAUACCAGAACACGGUGAAAUUCAGGCACUGUGUUAAUCUUAGCGCUGGUCUUUGGGCAACAGUCUUACAGGCUAAGCAGUCACUGCUUAUUUGGCUCGCUGGCUGCCCGGGAAGCGGGACACGAGCACGUCUGCGCAGCUGUGCGACGGGGCAGAUCUCCCACCGCCCCGUUUCCACGCGAGGCUCUUCACCUGGGGAUACACGUUCCCGUGCGCAAUCCUGACUCCCUGGGGAACUAGUUAACUUAAAAAACCAGCAAAGAGACGGUGUGUCAACGUGAAAGCUUCCUUUCGCCCAGCAGCUGUCGCGGAGGACAACCCGCGCCGCCUCUGAGCGCGGCCACCGGCACAGCCACCCUGCACCUGGUCAUGCCGCGUGCGGCCGCCUCGGCGCACAGGUGCUGCUGGCCGGGUGGGCCGGGCCAGGCUGGGCCGAGCCGAGCUGAGCCAGGCCGGGUUGGGCCGAGCCGAGCUGAGCCGAGCCGAGCCGAGAUGGGCCGGACCGAGCUGAGCUGAGCUGGAUCGGGUUGGGCCAAGCCGAGCUGAGCCGAGCCGAGCUGGGCCGGACCGAGCUGAGCUGAGCUGGAUCGGGUUGGACCAAGCGAGCUGAGCCGAGCCGAGCUGGGCCGAGCCGAACUGAGCUGAACUGAGCCGAACUGAGCUGAGCUGAGCCGAGCCGAACUGAGCCGAGCCGAACGGAGCCGAGCCGAACGGAGCUGAGCCGAGCCGAACUGAGCUGAGCCGAGCCGAACUGAGCUGAGCCGAACUGAGCUGAACCGAGCCGAACUGAGCUGAGCCGAACUGAGUCGAGCCGAGCUAAGCCGAGCCGAACCGAGCCGAGCCGAACUGAGCCGAGCCGAGCUGAACUGAGCCGAGCCGAGCUGAACUGCGCUGAGCUGAGCUGAACUGAGCCGAGCCGAGCCGAACAGAGCUGAGCCGAGCUAAGCCGAGCCGAACUGAGCCGAGCCGAGCUGAACUGAGCCGAGCUGAGCUGAACUGAGCCGAACUGAGCUGAGCCGAGCCGAACUGAGCCGAGCCGAGCCGAGCCGAACUGAGCUGAGCCGAGCUGAGCUGGGCUGAGCCGAACUGAGCCGAGCCGAACUGAGCCGAGCCGAACUGAGCCGAGCCGAGCCGAGCCGAACUGAGCUGAGCCGAGCUAAGCCGAGCCGAACUGAGCCGAGCCGAACUGAGCUGAGCCGAACUGAGCUGAACCGAGCUGAGCUGGGCUGAGCCGAACUGAGCCGAGCCGAGCUAAGCCGAGCCGGGCCGCCGCUGCCCUCCCGCGGCCGCGCGGUGGCGCCGUCCUGCCGGGCCGGGCCGGGCCGGGCCGGGCCGCCCCCGCUGCCGCCGCGGCCUCCCGCGGGACGCGGCCGGGCUCAUGGCGGCGCAGCGCGGCGCCCGCCGGCUCGGCGCGCUCGGGCUGCUCUGCCUGCUGCUGCCCGCCGGACCUAAAGGAUUACACUUGCUCUGAGGGUUGAGCUAAACGACGCCUGAGACGAUCAGUCUUCUGUGUAAGGCUUUGCCCGGCGAACACCAGAAGAAGAGCUCUCUAAGCUAAAUCGCAGCAAUGGCGCUAGAGCAAUAAAUACACGCAAGCCGUCCUUGAACAAGCGUAGGUUGGAAAUUAGAGGACGUUUUCUUCUUGGAGCAGUGGAGUUUCAAGGGGAAUAGCUUAGCAGCUCUGCUCCUGAGGUGGAGCCUGACGAGCUUGUCGGAGGGUUUUGGAGGCGCCGAUUAUCGGCAGGACAGGGUGGGCCGCUCAGUGACGGCUCUGCCAAAGCAGGAGGCCACUUCUGCCUUCCUCCACCUUAGCACUUGCUCCGUGCUGGGCUGCGGUGGCUGUUGGGCCCCUUCGGAGCUGAUUCAAAUCAUUAGCCUGGCGGAAAAACAACUAGCAAAAACCAAAGGCACGCAAGGCGCCGGAGAGGCUGCGAUGGGUAAGUGAAUUGAAUCGGCUCAGGAGGGCUCCUGUGAGGAGCAGAGUUGGAGGAGGAAGAGAGGGACAGAGCAGAGGAGCCGAAUCCCUCUCCUUUGGCAGUGCUCAGCCGUUAGAUCGGCUCGGCUGGUCCGAGGCUACGCUCUGAGAAGCGCUCUACACCUUUUGUUUCCACCGUUCUUUUACUGCGCUGCAGUAGCCCCGUUGUGAGAGGGAGGGAGUAAUUUUGUUGGUCGCCUUGUUUUGUUUGUGCGUGAGUUCGCAGCGUAUUUUAGAAUUAGCUUGGCUACCUGUUACUGCCGUACUGGUGAUGCAGGAAGGAGAUUGUUGUCGGAUGACGUUACGCGUCUGCCGAGAAAAAGUUGUGUGAGCCAGGCAUGAGAGUGCGUAAACAUAUCUGCAGAAGUACUGUGGUGUUGCUGGAGAAGUUCCUGUUUGCUUGUAUUUGAUGAACCUUCACCUUUAGCUCCUUACAGCAGUGAUUUUUUUUUUUUCUGGUGUUGGCUGGAACGUUCAGAUAUAUCUGGGCGCUGAAGGGUCAAGACUGUAGUCAAAGGCAAACUCAGUUUCUGCACUCGAGGACGUAUCCCUGACUUUUCUUCCGAAGGAAUAGGAUUUGUCACCUUCUUGUCUGGAUUCUCUGAACAACUACGCCUGAAGGAACUGGAGGUUCCUGGUGGAGAGUGGUUUAGGAGCAAAACACCGGGGCUGCUCUUGGCACUUGGUGAAGCAGCAUUAGCACUUGCUUUAGAGCUGGAACAACCGGGGUGUGCCCGGAGAGUUGUCUGUGCACACAACGUAGGCGUGCAGGGGCAGGUUAGAGGUCGGGAAGUUUUCCUGCCCAGGUUCUGUUAAAGUCCUGGCUUAGUUACUCCCCUCGCAAGUAUAUUCCAAGUGUUUGAACCUCAGGUGUCUCCCAGAGAGUGAUAAACCCCAAGCCAUCAAACUGAAUGGACCAUGUGAGAGUGGCACAGGCUCAACUGUCUUGCUUAUUUCCGUAUUCUCCUUUUUUAUGUUCUGCCAGUGAUAGUUGUCUCAAGUAAAGUUUUUUUUGCUUUCUUGCUGACUCCUCCCUGCUGCUGCGGGCAGGCUGGCCCUAUUUUAACUCCAUACUGGCCUGUCCCACUUCUGCUGGGUACCCAGAGCAUUGCAGUUGCGAUGCUGCUAGGGAAAUCCUAAAGCUUAAGCUUUGAGAAGCAUUUCCAUGUGACUGUUGGAGGUUUUUGAUUCAGAUGUGUCAUUCUUACCUUGCAGUCGUUCAGGCUCGAAAGGGCAAAGAUAGGGAGGGAGAAACCAGCCUGCACAUUAAUGAGUACCUCAGCCCAGUGCGAUGGUUUUCAGCGCUGCUGGAAAGCGUGGGAUAUCCUGCCAUGAGUCUGUCCCCGUAUGCAGACACUUCUGCUUCCUCACCGCUGCAGCUGCGCCGGCUGAGGCUGGCAGUGGGAGCACGCCGCUUGACCAGUGCUGCUCCUAGGGAUCUCUGUCUGUGACGUCCCGUUGCAUGUCGUGAAGACGUGCCCUGAAUCGAGCCAGAUUAGGAAUGUCUGUGAAGUAAAGAAAACAACAGGCAGAAGCAGCCAAUUCAUAGGGAAAUCUGCAUCUGUAGGGAAUGUGGCUGUGAUGCAUCUUUUGCAUCCAGUCAGAUAUCUAGGAAAAUUUGAUGUUUCUUCCGGCUGAUCUUUUCAAAGACCUGGCUGGUCACGUUGGUGUUUGAGUCUUUAGAGUGACUGGGUGGCCACUAGCAGAUGCAGUGAUGGGAACACCACCAGACAGAGCAUCUCGUAAGUGUAUUUGCAUGCAGUUUAAUCCCUUAUGUAUGUGUGAACACUUGCGAAGAGCUACUCGAUGAAGACAAGAUACCAUGAGUUCCUGUGUCAGGAGUACGUAUUUGCCUUUGCUAUACUCUGAAGGAACUAAUUGAUUUGGAAGACCUAAG